UGCACCUGUAGCUUCCCUCUGCACCUCACAGCAGCAGCUUCCAUCUCCUGAAGAGACUCACUGAACCUGAGCUGAGACCGACGAAGAAAAACACAGACAUGGCCUCUCAAGUUGCAGCUCUGCUCUUGCUGAGCAUCAUCUGCACUGAGUUUGCAGCAGCUGAGGUUCCAGUGGACUGCUGUAAGAAAGCCAGCAAAACCCUCAUACCAAAGAGAAUCAUUGAAAGCUACACCAUUCUGGAAGCUGGACAGGGCUGUGACAUCAGUGCUACUGUGUUCAUCACAAAGGGUGCAAAGAGACUGUGUGCCGUCCACCCCAGUGUGGAAGGAUGGGUGAGGUCUCACAUCAACUUUCUGGACCUCAAAAAGAAUGCCUCAGUAAAAAAGUAAAAGAAAAAAAAAAAAAGGUGAACAGCAGAGUGCACUCUAGGAAAAGAUGGCAGAAGAUCAAGGACUGAGACUGAGCCAAAUCCAUUUGUCUCAGUAAACCGCCAUGCUGUGCCCUGUUAUUUAUGAUGAUGAUGAUGAUGAUGAUGAUGAUGAUGAUGAUGAUGAUGAUAUACUGUAUGAGCCAUCAUGCCAUGUGACUUCAGACACUGGCUAAAUGUACAGGUCUAUACGUUUCCUGGUGACUGCUGUGUUAAACUCAAUCCCUCUUUGUGAAUGUUUUUUUAAAUUUUAUCUUUAUUUCUUUUCAUUAUCUCUGAGUGAAAUGUUGAUCUAACUAACAACCUGUUUGUUUCUCAUCAUAAUACUGUUGUGAAAACCUGAGAAAAAUGUUGUGAUGACUAUUGUUGAGAGUUAUUUUAAAAUAAAGUUUGAUAGUAUUUUCUAAUCUCUA
Molecule: messenger RNA, 840 nt
Organism: Seriola aureovittata
Lineage: Eukaryota; Metazoa; Chordata; Actinopteri; Carangiformes; Carangidae
Product: C-C motif chemokine 20-like
Exons: 4
Coding region: 99-389 (96 amino acids)
Biological process (GO): G protein-coupled receptor signaling pathway; cellular response to tumor necrosis factor; chemokine-mediated signaling pathway
Cellular component (GO): extracellular region
Molecular function (GO): CCR chemokine receptor binding; chemokine activity
Source: RefSeq, a predicted model, not a curated record